Molecule: messenger RNA, 528 nt
Organism: Alternaria postmessia
Lineage: Eukaryota; Fungi; Ascomycota; Dothideomycetes; Pleosporales; Pleosporaceae
Exons: 2
Coding region: 1-528 (175 amino acids)
Source: RefSeq, a predicted model, not a curated record
AUGUCCACCGGAAACCUCAACAUCGAAACCAAAGACGUGAAAACCGCCCCGGGUGUCAAGCUCUCAGAAGAACAAAACAAAAUCGUAGGCUCCGUCCUCGACCUCUUCGCCGGUCGCCCGUCCCUUCCUAAACUGCGCCUAUGGCGUGACGACGCUACUUUCACAGACCCCAUUACCAUCGCUGAGGGCCGCGACAAGUACUCGGCACAAUGGUAUGGACUGCAAUCGGCAUUCAGCGAGAUUGAGCGCUUGAACCACCAGGUCAAGGAUGCGGGGAACCCUAUUCUGAUGGAUUUGAGGACAAGAUAUGUGAUCAAGGGACUGGGAAAAGAGCAGUUGAUUCAGAGUGAGGUGGCUAUCCAUUUGGAUGCAGAGGGCAAGAUUGCAAAGGUUGAGGAUAAGUGGGAUGGCAAGUUGCCGGAUAGCAGUAUUGCUAACGCUUUCCGACACUUGAACGCUGUUACUGUACCCAAGUUUGUUGGUGUACCGAAGAAUGAUGAGGAGGACAGGCAGAGGGGAAACCAGUAG